AGGGCAUAGACCUGCAGCUCUCUCACGAGGCCCUGAGACAGGUUUAUCUCUCCGGACUUCGCUCCUGGAAAAAGCGCAUCGUUCGCCUGAAGAGUGGCACGUUCCAAACACACUUCUUAACCCGUCACUGGAACAGGCUCACGCUGAUCAAGAUCAAGAGUCAUCAAAUCAGGAACUCAUCACACAGCACUUCAUGUUCCCUGAAUUGUCAGAGAGAAAGUGAUGAAGCCUCUCUUUUACCUUCUUUCACUUCAUUCUCUCUCUCUCUGUGAAGAAUAAUGUGAUUACAGGUGUGUAUCCUGCGAGCCCAUCAUCCUGGCUCUUUGUGGUUAUAGCGAUCCUGGCCACCAUGUACACGCGCUCGGAUCCGUCCAUGGGCCUCAUCGCGAAGAUCCAGGAGCACCUGCCUGCCAGCGGCUCUUUGAGCCUGCAGUGUCAGACGGUCGUCUCGGCCGUGGUGUUCAGCACUCUGCUGUGGCUCUCCCUCAUCUUCACCAUGAAGCUGUGCCUGAAGCAGCUGCUCUCGUACCACCGCUGGAUGUUCGAGCACCACGGCAGCGUGUCCACCACUACCAAGAUCUGGGUGAUGUUGGUGAGGAUCUUCUCUGGUCGUCAGCCGCUGCUGUAUAGCUAUCAAGGUUCUCUGCCUAAUCUACCUGUACCUGCUGUCAAGGACACCGUCAAGAGGUACCUGGAGUCAGUGCGUCCUCUGAUGACCGACUCGGAGUUCGAGAGAAUGACGACUCUAGCAAGAGAUUUUGAGCUCAGUCUCGGGAACCGCCUUCAGUGGUACCUCAAGCUCAAGGCAAUGUGGGCCUCCAACUAUGUGAGUGACUGGUGGGAGGAGUAUAUCUACCUGAAAGGCCGCGGCCCCAUCAUGGUGAACAGCAACUACUACGGCAUGGAUUUUAUGUUUGUGACCCCGACUCCGAUCCAAGCGGCCAGAGCGGGAAACACACUGCACGCUCUCCUCCUGUACCGCAGGAAGCUAAACAAGGAGGAACUCAAACCUAGCCGUAUCCCUGGCACUUUCAUUCCUCUGUGUGCAGCUCAGUGUGAGAGGCUUUUCAACACCACACGAACCCCAGGAGUGGAGACGGACACAGUGGUGCACUGGAAUGAUAGCGAGCACGUGGCCGUGUACCACAGGGGGCGAUAUUUCCGUCUGUGGCUCUACCAGGCAGGCAGGAUGCUGACGCCGCGUGAGAUCGAACAGCAGAUCAAGCGAAUCCUGGACAACAAGUCUGCCCCAGCGCCAGGCGAGGAGAAGCUGGCAGCAUUAACUGCAGGGGACCGAAUUCCAUGGGCUGAAGCCAGGAAGGAGUUCUUCAGCUCUGGCGUCAAUAAGAGAUCUCUGGACUGCAUCGAGAAAGCUGCGUUCUUCGUCACCCUGGAAGACGAGGAGCAAGGCAUGAUGGGAGACGACCCGGACACUAGUAUGGAUCGCUACGCCAAGUCUCUGUUUCACGGAAAAUGUUACGACAGGUGGUUCGAUAAGUCGUUUACUGUGGUGCUGUAUAAGAACGGGAAGAACGGCCUGAACGCCGAGCACUCCUGGGCCGACGCGCCCAUCGUCUCGCACAUGUGGGAGUAUGUCCUGACCAUGGACAGUUUCCAGUUGGGUUAUAAUCAAGAGGGACAUUGCAAAGGUGACGAGAAUCUGUCUCUGCCCCACCCACAGAGAUUAUCCUGGGACAUUCCUUCGAAGUGUCAGGAGCGUGUCGCUGAGUCUCUCUCGGUAGCGCAGGCGCUGGCCGAUGACAUCAGCUUUCACGUUUUCGCCUUCCGAGAUUUCGGCAAAGGCAGCAUUAAGAAGAUCCGCGUGAGCCCCGACGCCUUCAUCCAGUUAGCGCUGCAGCUAGCCUACUACAGGGACAGAGGGAUGUUCUGUCUGACGUACGAGGCGUCGAUGACGCGCCUGUUCCGCGAGGGCCGGACUGAAACCGUGCGCUCGUGUUCCAGUGAGACCUGUGCCUUCGUCAAAGCAUUCCAGAAUGGAGAGGCGGUGGACGUGUGCAGGCGUUUGUUGCAUACGGCGACUGAGAAGCAUCAGAUGCUCUAUCGGAUGGCCAUGACAGGAGCUGGAAUAGACCGACACCUCUUCUGCCUCUACGUCGUCUCAAAAUACCUGGGUGUUGAGUCGCCCUUCCUCAAAGAGGUGCUGUCCGAGCCGUGGCGUCUCUCCACCAGUCAGACUCCGUUCCAGCAGGUGGAGCUGUUUGACCUCGUCAAUCACCCCGACUACAUCACAUGCGGAGGAGGAUUUGGACCUGUUGCUGAUGAUGGAUACGGCGUGUCUUACAGCAUCAUCGGAGAGAAGAUCAUGAGCUUCCACGUCUCCAGCAAGCGUUCGUGUCCUCAGACCGACUGCCGUAGAUUCGGAGCACAGAUCAGCAAGGCGCUGCUGGAUCUUUUGCAGCUCAUGACGGACGAUAAGAGAGAAGCGCCACGAAGCGAGCAGAACCACAUCGCAAAGAAAGAGCUGUAGAGUGGAGGGGCGGAGCGAGGGAUUCAUUCAGUAUAGAAAGAUUUUUUUUAAUUUUUUUUUUUUAAAUUAGUGUUUUCUCUUUCUGUGUGUGUGUGUGUGUGUGAGAAUGAUGCAAGGACCGGAAAGAGGAAUAGGAUAGGAUAGGCUAGAAUCACCACCGAUGCAUUAACACAUGGAGAGAUGACUUUAGAAGACGAAGGCGAUCCAGUCCUGUCUGUUCAGGAGGUAGGGAUUAACAGCAGCAUCUCGGGUCCAACAUUCAGAAAGCUCCUGCGUCCCAGUCCGAUCAGGGUCAGCUCGGUAUGUUUUACUUCACACAAGUGGCCACUUGCAGUGUAAAAGCAAGGACAACAUAUUUCAAGUAACUUCACAUUUCAAGGUGAAGAAUCUUUUAAAAAAAAAAAAAAAAAGUUUUUAAUCACCAUAGUCGACGAAAUGUGGUUUGGGAUGGAUGAAAAGGGCAUCCUGGCUGAGAAAGGAGGUAGCGAGCGGACAGCCUGCCUGCAGGUUAAUGGUUGAAAUACUGGCUGGGAGCACAGGAAUGCAACCUCGCAGUGUGUAUCGUCUGAAAUGCUAGAAUUCAUUUCAUUUAUUUCAAUGUUCAGUUAAAUUUUUUUUUUUUUUUUUAAAGCUUUCUGGUGAAUUGUGCGGCUCAAGUUUGCACUCGUUGGUUCGAACAUCCAAGAGCUCCAUCUCGGACGAAAGGAACCCAAAUCUAACGUACACCACUGGACUUCAAGGCGCAACGAGAUAAAGAAGUACCCGGAAAAGAAUACGUGAUAGAAAUGUUUUUGUUUUGUGUGCGCAGGCGCGUGUUGUUUUUUAAAAGAUCAUGAACAAUCCGAACCUCACUCCUACACACUGGAAUGUACAAUUCUACAUGUAUUUAAUUAUUAAAUGCGUUUUAUAUGUAUAAUAUAGGAUCGAUGUUACACAUUAACACCGUGCAGUCAGUGAACGAACGUUUUCAGAAUUUAUCAGACCUCACAUUCGGAUUUGACGAACAGAUCACGCCGAAUUAGUUUUACUUGAAUGAUCUUUUGUGUUAAUGACGUUGCCGGACAUAAUUAGGUAUGAAGUUCAGAACAAAAGCGUGCAGGUGCUCGAGUGAUUUUUUUUUUUUUUUAAAGACUGUAAAAUGAAUGCAUGACAUGAUGGUUAUAAUGCAUGAGUGAGUGCGAAUAAUUAUUGCCAGAGUCACGUAACGAUCACACCUGAAGGGAACCCGGUCGUUCAGUCUGAACCGUUGGGACGUCUCGGUGACGGUGUGAUUUUCCACGGCUCAGAAGAUGAUCUCCAAGAAGGAUCGAAGCAUGGUCAGAUGAAGGUCAGGAAUUUGUGGAGGUUUUAAAAAAAAAAAAAAAACAGUGGAGCACUCGCCAUUGAGAUUUUUACUUCACGUAUUCUUCAGACUUGAUAAUAAUGGAUAUUGUGAUUUAUUAUUAUUAUUACACAAGUUUUUUUUUUUUCACUCUACACUUUGUCCUUUCUUUGUCUUAUGAAUUUAACCACUGCGGUCUCGUUGCUGUUCUUGUGAUUGUGGUGUUUAUUCUAUGAUGUCAGAACUAAAAACUAAAACAAAAUGAAUAUUUGUAACAUAAUUAACUCCUGCUUGUACGCUGUCUAAUUAUAAAGAACUCUUCCGCCCCCCCACACACACUUAAUUAUCGCUUUCUCAGGCUAGUAGUUUGCAUCCAUGUUUAUUUCCUUCUGCUUGCUUUCGUCUUUCGGGCAGUCGUGAGUCUUUCUCACUCUCGCAAGAUUCUGUAUUUUAUACGUCUUUAUGGGGGGGGGGGGGAUCUAAACUCCUGAAGUUUUUUUUUUUAAAAUAAAAAGAUUGA
Neoarius graeffei (lesser salmon catfish) is the source of this 4329-nucleotide messenger RNA. Its product is annotated as carnitine O-palmitoyltransferase 1, liver isoform. Gene Ontology annotation, cellular component: mitochondrion. The record is from RefSeq and is a predicted model, not a curated record. Bases 350 to 2488 code for a protein of 712 amino acids. The transcript is spliced from 18 exons. NCBI's taxonomy places the organism in Eukaryota, Metazoa, Chordata, Actinopteri, Siluriformes, Ariidae. Gene Ontology annotation, biological process: carnitine metabolic process; fatty acid metabolic process. Gene Ontology annotation, molecular function: carnitine O-palmitoyltransferase activity.